AUGACAAUAAUUAUCAAUAUACUACAAUCAAAACUGAAUAUUAGAAUUAAAGAGGAAAACAAAGUAGAAAUAUCCUUUCCUUUAAAAGAUACAAAAGAUCUGAAAAAUAAUACUAAUAAUAAUACUAAUAAUAUUAAUAACAGUACCUCAGCAUUUAAACCAAUAGAACUUUUACAAUCAUCAAUUCAACAAGUAGAAAGAAUUGAUAAUCAAAAUAUUUCAAAUAUGCCGAUCAUAAACAAUAAUAGAAACACCAAUAUUCACAAUAUAAAUAUUUAUAAUAAUUCAUCACAAACCACAUACUUAGCACAACAACAUCAACAUCAACAACAAACAACUCAACAAAUUUCACAAACCAUACAAAAUAUACAUAAUUUUCAAAACAAUCAUUCAUUCUACACAACUUUUCCACCCGAACCCUUUACUCAAAAUGAUUUAUCUACAAACAAUAUGAUAAACAUUUCAUCCAACCCCAUCCAGCAACUACCGCAACCAGACAUGCCACCCUAUGUUUAUUACAAUAUCCAAAACAAACAAACCAACACUCUCAACAAGCCCCAAUACCAAUAUUCACAACCAGUACCAAUACAGAAUCAAUACAUAGAGUAUUUAACACAUGCACAAUCAUAUCCUAUAUUUAAUAUGAACCAACCACUAGAUUACAUUCAAAAACCAACUUUAGAAAAUAUAAACAAUGCAUAUUCUGGCGAUAUAGAAAUUCCAGAAAAACCUACAACCACCAUUCACACCACCAACGACACUUUUCAACAUAUGUUUCAAAACAAAGUAGACAACAAUGUUUUGAAUACAAACUAUCUAAAUCAAUUCACUCAACAGGUUGAGUUGAAAUUAGACCAAUCAGAACACAAUGACUUUGACUCUACUUCUACCUCCAGCUCGAUCACUUUAGUGGAAACACCAACUCCGAUAAAGCCAAAGAAGGGAAGAUGGAGACCGUCUUCAUCCGAAAAAGAAACUCUAGAGAAGGUUUGGGCAAUAAAUCAGUACCCCGAUAGAUCUGAGAAGCUGAAACUUGCAAAAUCUAUGCCAUCGAUUAGUGUCGACCAAAUCUCUAGAUGGUUCAAGCACAAGAGAGAGAACCUUGCAUCCAAAGGAGAGUUCACCUACAAACAAUCGGCUUCGAAAAAGUUUCUUCAAGAACAAGUUGCUUUUCUUGAAUCAGUUUUCAAGAGCCAGUCCUACCCGACCAAAGAUCAAGUCAAGUCCAUCGCUAAAGACAUCGAUGUUCCGCCUAUCAAAGUGAAGAAUUGGUUCAAAUCGAAACGAAGUAGACUUCACAACAAAGGUAAAUUCGAGUUCAAACCCAAGACAUCGAUUUAUAACAAUAAUAUUAUAUAUAAAAAUAGCGGCUCAACCGAUUCACAGUUACAAUCGGUAAUUCCACCACCAACCAAUCACACAGUAUUUCCCAAUCUUUCAUUCAAACUUCAUCCAUCCUCAACAACAACAACCACCACAACAACAACAACAACUACCAAUAACAACAACUUUAUAACAUUCCCGAGCAGUAUCAAUUCAAGCCAUCAAACCAAUACCAAUAUCAAACCAUUUGUAGAAUUACCAACAUCCUAUCCCGAUUGUACCAAUAUUCCUCAGCCAAUGGUUUCCCUAGGAAACGCAAAUACCUUUCUUUUAGCCAACCAAACGACACUAGCUGACUUUGGAGACUACGCUCUUGGUGGCUAUGGGAGCGAUGAGAGGAUCGAAUCGAGAUCAGGAAGCGACUACGAUUCUAGCUCCCCAUCUUGA
This is a messenger RNA of Heterostelium album PN500, 1770 nucleotides long. RefSeq lists its product as uncharacterized. NCBI's taxonomy places the organism in Eukaryota, Evosea, Eumycetozoa, Acytosteliales, Acytosteliaceae. The transcript is spliced from 2 exons. The record is from RefSeq and is a predicted model, not a curated record. Gene Ontology annotation, molecular function: DNA binding. The coding region runs from base 1 to 1770 and encodes 589 amino acids.